Molecule: messenger RNA, 1035 nt
Organism: Cyanidioschyzon merolae strain 10D
Lineage: Eukaryota; Rhodophyta; Bangiophyceae; Cyanidiales; Cyanidiaceae
Exons: 1
Coding region: 1-1035 (344 amino acids)
Biological process (GO): positive regulation of ATP-dependent activity; protein folding
Cellular component (GO): cytosol
Molecular function (GO): protein-folding chaperone binding; ATPase activator activity
Source: RefSeq, a predicted model, not a curated record
AUGGCGCUCGCUGGACAGGGAGACCCUCGCUGGAUUGUGCAAGAUCUUGGGAAGCAGGGUAAAAAUGUCGGCAACUGGCACUGGACUGAGCGAGAUAUCAGUGUUUGGGCGAUGGAGCGACUGCGUUCUCUGCUUCAGGAGGAUCCGAUCGGUGAACUGCGACUCGCAGACGACACUGUUCAGGUGCAAGUCACGGGCUCUCCAAGCGUGCACGGGGACUGUGCCCUUUACAACCGCAAGGGCAAACUGCGAAGCGUGUAUGACUUGAAAGUUCAGGCGGACUGGGAGGCACGAUCUCUGGCGACGAACGCAGUUUGCGGGAAAGGCACGAUCGAGGCGGAGCUCUUCGACACCGACCCUGACGUCACGAUAACCCCAACAGGUACGUGGGAACACAGCGCUCAACUGGUUUCAUUUUUAACGCUCGACGGGAAGUCUUGGUUGCACCGGGUUCUCGAGCGCUUCCAGGCUGAGGCGCUGCAACUAGGGACCGGAGACACCGGGUCGACAGUUGCUGGCCAGUCGCAGGCAGCUGAGGCGGUGAAAAAUGCAAACAAAGACCACGCAGGGAAUACCGCUGCGACGUCGGGUGUGCAGCAGCCGGAGCAAAGCACGCAAUCCACGUGGACAAGCCUUCACAUGGAGGAACGCUUUAGGGCACCGCCCAGCGUGGUCUUUCGAGCACUCACCGCUGUGGAGGAGCUGCAGCGAAUCACGCAAGCGCCUGCAACCAGCGAUACGACAAGCUCAAACGGAACAUUCUCUCUUUACGCCGGUCAGGUUCAUGGUAGCUAUACGAAAUUGCAGGAGCCAGAGCUUAUCGAGCAACGAUGGCGUAUGGCCGACUGGGUGCCUCGCGAUCACUACUCUCGGGUGCAAAUGCGUCUCAAAGCCGUCUCCGACGAUGAGACGCUCCUUGUCUUGCAACAAGAUCAGAUACCCGAGGAAUAUCUCGAACGGACCCAAGUUGGCUGGAGAGAACGUAUCUUUGCGCAGCUGCGCCUGAUGUACAAUCUCGGUAGUGCCUAUGUGUAG